AUGUCUGCCCCAAAAUCGAGAUGGGCUGGCGAGGACCCCGAGGAAGAAGCCGCCAUUGCGCUUCGAAAACGCGAAAAGGAAGAAAAGAAACGCGCCAAGGCAGAAAGACAAAAGCUCGUCGAGCAGCAACAACAACAACAGUCAGCAGCAGCAGCAGAACAGGCAGAUAGUACCGAGAAAAGCACAGAACGACCGACUAAACGGCGACGACUCUCCAACGAACCCGUGUCGACUGCUGAAAAUGAAGGCGAAAAAGUCGAGGUCCAACGCAAGCUUCUGCAGUUCCCAGCGCCUGAAUGGGCGCCGUGUCGUCACGUCGAUAACUACGAGAGACUCAACCACAUAGAAGAGGGCUCAUAUGGCCUUGUUUCCCGGGCCAAGGACUUGGUCACGGGCGAAGUCGUCGCGCUCAAGAAAUUAAAGCUUGACAAUUCUCCCGAUGGAUUCCCCGUGACUGGUUUGCGCGAGAUCCAAACUCUUCAGCGAGCCAGACAUGGCAAUAUCGUUCGCCUGCGCGAAAUUGUGAUGGGAACCAGCAUGAACGAAUGCGCAAGUGUCUACCUGGUUAUGGAUUUCCUCGAACAUGACCUGAAAACUCUACUUGACGAUAUGCAAGAACCGUUCUUACCUUCGGAGACCAAAACGCUGCUGCAGCAGAUCAUCUCCGCUACCGAAUUUUUACAUUCUCACUGGAUUCUACACCGAGACCUAAAGACUUCGAACCUGUUGAUGAACAAUCGUGGCGAGAUCAAAGUUGCUGAUUUCGGUAUGGCAAGAUACUAUGGAGACCCUCCACCAAAGCUCACGCAGUUGGUCGUCACCCUGUGGUACCGAUCUCCGGAAUUGCUUCUGGGAGCAGAAGCAUACGGCCCUGAGAUUGAUAUCUGGAGCGUUGGAUGUAUUUUCGGCGAGCUCUUGACAACGGACCCUCUUUUCCAGGGAAAGAAUGAAGUUGAUCAGCUGUCCAAGAUCUUCGCAGUUACCGGCCCGCCUACACAGCAGAUAUGGCCAACCUUUCGCUCUCUACCCAAUGCCAAAUCCCUUCGACUGCCACCAAACGCCUCCUCCGCGGGCUCACCCACGAAUCCGCCUUUGCUCCCUAGAUCCAAAUUUCCCUACCUGACCAACGCCGGGUUGAGUCUGCUAUCUUCUCUACUGGCACUGAACCCGGAAGCUCGCCCGACAGCCGCACAGUGUCUCAAGCAUCCUUACUUUCGAGAAGACCCGCGCCCGAAAGCAAAGGAGAUGUUUCCUACUUUUCCUUCCAAGGCCGGGCAGGAGAGACGCCGGCGCCGAGCAACACCGGAAGCGCCAAAGCAUGGCGAAGAGGCCCCGCGUCUGGAUUUUGCGAAUGUUUUUGGCAGUGCUGCUACUGGUAGUGGAGAGGCUGGGGCUGGGUUUACGCUUCGACUGGGGUGA
Messenger RNA from Talaromyces rugulosus, 1419 nucleotides. RefSeq lists its product as uncharacterized. The record is from RefSeq and is a predicted model, not a curated record. Bases 1 to 1419 code for a protein of 472 amino acids. Gene Ontology annotation, cellular component: nucleus. Lineage: Eukaryota; Fungi; Ascomycota; Eurotiomycetes; Eurotiales; Trichocomaceae. The transcript is spliced from 4 exons. Gene Ontology annotation, molecular function: cyclin-dependent protein serine/threonine kinase activity; ATP binding. Gene Ontology annotation, biological process: regulation of mitotic cell cycle; protein phosphorylation.